AUGAUCUCCGCCACGGAGUCGACUGCGGAUAAUAAGCGUCAAGUCUUGGAACAGCUGAGGUUCAGCAAAAAUAGUCGGGAAAAUCGCACUCAGGUCUCGCCUUUACCACCUGAUACGGCAUUAGAGUCACCAAGUCAAUCACAAUACCCUACACCACCUCCACAAUCGAGAGAUGCGACCGUUCCCUCUCGCUUUUUCCCGACCACUCCGUCCACACUAGGCAAUGUCCUUGUCCCAAAUUCGAGUCCAACGUCCUAUGAAGAUACUACAACUCGACCAUACCAACCUUACAACCAUUUACGUAGCCACGACGUGGCAUCGACGUCUGGUUCAUUUUACAAUGGGGAUUGGAUGCAGCCGCGGGGUAAUUUCAUGGUGGACCCUUUAAGUGCUCCCAGCGGAUUCGUCUCCCAUGGUGCGUCAUCCAACGCGUCUUUACGUCGCCAAUGGAAUGGGGACGAACACUUUAAUCACAACGAUGGUCCUCCGCGCAAGAAAGUCAACCGAGGCACAUCGGCGGACGCGUUCGCUGUUCCAGAGUCUCCUCCGUCGCCGGUUAUCCAACGUAUGGGAAAUCGACGGACUGUGCAGAUGAUCGGAGGAGAUGCCAUGUCGUUCUCCUCUGACGAGUCCUUCACUGAAUCUAGUCGCAAUGGAGCUGGUCCUUCAAAACCUCGCCUCACCAAAACGCGACCAAGUCCUUCUCCCGAGUCACAAUCCACGUCCGAACCCCCAUCAGACCGGGAGUUUAUUAGUUUCAAAAUGACACAUCCUUUAGAGUCUGCGGCUCGAAUCCAAGCUGCGUGGACACAGUCCGGCAGUGAUAUGAAGAAGGCUACAGGCUUUCUGUCCGAUCCCGCCUGGUCACCGACGCCUACAACCAAAAGUCCUGAGAAAGAUCAUCUGGGUAAGGUGAAGGAAAUUGAAGAAGCAAACAAGGCACAGCGAGCCGCAGUGAAGGAGAAGGGCAAGAAAUCACUCAUUUACGCCAACCGUCCUGUCUUGGAGGCCAAGAUACCUUCCACUCCUCCGCUGUCGAAACCUCUAAUUGACCUUACGGCACCUUCACCUGGAGUUCUCGCUUCACCUCUAACACCUGCAAUUCGUGGGCCUCAACGAAAGCGGGCGAAGAAGCUUGUCAUCCAUUCCGAUUCUGAAUCGGGCGCGGACGACGAGAGCGACGAUGACCGAGGGUCGAAACGCAGUCGUUCGGAAACGAGUUACGAGAUGCGAGCGUUGGAGUAUCUCAACACUUCUGGUGCUGAUGCGUUACAGGAACUUACUGGCUGUACCCCCGAGCAAGCCGAGGUCAUCAUUAGUCUUCGACCAUUCGAGUCCGGCGACGAUAUUCGAAACAAGCUAGGACGAGGAAAGAAGAAGGCAGGUCCCAGUGGCAUUAGUCCUCGAAUGUUCGAGGAUUGCACCGAGAUGCUGAAGGGUUACGGGUCGGUGGAUAAUGUGCUUGAAGACUGCGAAAAGAUUGGUGCCUCACUUCGUGCAACUAUUUCUUCAUGGAGCCAGAGUAAUGUGCAAUCAAACGAAAACAAGGAGGACGGUGCCAUAAGUCUGUUAUCCCUGGCAUCGUUAAAGUCUCGCAACGCGAAGAACUAUCUGACAACCCAACCCAAGCUGCUGUCCGAUACAGUUACGCUGAAAGAAUACCAGCUGCUUGGUGUCAAUUGGCUUAAUCUGUUGUAUCGCAGCAACCUAAGCUGUAUUCUUGCGGAUGAAAUGGGUCUAGGGAAAACUAUUCAAGUUAUAAGCUUCCUUGCAUACCUUAAGGAAAUAGGAAACAAAGGUCCUCAUCUCAUUGUUGUACCAUCAUCAACCCUAGAAAAUUGGUGUCGCGAGUUCUCAAAAUUUGCGCCAUCGAUAUCUGUUCAAACUUAUUACGCGGACAAGAAGGAGCGACCAAUGCUUCGUCAGACUCUUCUGGACACUCAGAGAUCUAGUAUAAGGCGGGAGGGAUGGGAGGUUUUGAUCACAACAUAUAACCUUGCUCAAGGCGACGACCGCGACAGAAAGUUCUUCCGCAAGAUCGAUUGGGACUGCUGUGUCUACGACGAAGGCCAUGUCCUAAAGAACUUCCAGUCCCAACGAUACCAAUCCUUGUUAAAGUUUGGCUCCAACUGGAGGCUGUUGUUGACGGGCACCCCUCUCCAGAACAAUUUGCAAGAGUUGGUUUCGCUAUUGAACUUCAUCCUUCCAGACAAAUUUGCGGACUCUAUGGAAGACCUGCGGGCUAUCUUCAAGGUCAAGGGAGAUACCAAGGUUUCGUUGCUUUCGCAGGAGCGCAUAUCGAGAGCUAAAAAGAUGAUGACGCCAUUCGUCCUACGUCGCCGAAAAGAUCAAGUACUGAAAGACUUGCCCAACAAGACGGAACGGAUAGAGUGGUGUGACAUGACCGAGCUUCAACGAACCAUCUAUCGGGAAACUCUUCAACGCUCUCGCAAAAUCGUCCUCGAACCCAAGAACGAAGAGCCCAACGGAGUAGGUGGUACAAAGUCGGCGAAGAAAACAAAGGCUGGCGCCCGCGCAAAGGACAAGCAAUACGCAGAGAACAGUUCUAAUGUUCUCAUGGACCUUCGCAAAGCUGCUUCCCAUCCAAUGUUGUUUCGUAUGAGGUUCACGGACGACACAUUGACGGGAAUCACCAAGCAGCUCUUGAAGGAGCCCGACUUCAGUUCACGCGGGGCGUUGUUCGAACACGUCAAAGAAGAUAUGUCCGUCAUGACGGAUGCCGAGCUACAGAUCUUCUGUGCCACUUACAAGGCGAUCGACGCGGAAUUUACCCAAAUCUUGGAUAUCCUGCAAGCUGUGUUGAAACACCAUGACGUCAAAUUUCUGGUUCUCACUGGCAGCACGCCUGUUGACAUUCGCCAAACUUUGGUGGACGAGUUCACCGAAGACGACUCCAUACCUAUUUUUCUUCUUUCCACUAAGGCUGGUGGAAUGGGGAUCAAUUUAACGGCCGCUUCCGUUGUCAUCAUGUUCGACCAGGACUUCAACCCUCACAACGACCGCCAGGCUCAAGACAGAGCCUAUCGGAUCGGGCAGAAAAGAGACGUCGAGGUCGUGAAAUUGAUCUCAAAAGGGACUAUCGAAGAAGACAUGCUUCGCCUUGGCGAGACUAAACUGGCCCUCGAUGAGGCAGUGGCGGGCGAUGGUGAUGGUGAUGAGAAGGAAGACAGUGCACCAGAGCGAGCGAUGAGGACCUCGUUGAUGAACGUGUUGAGACAGCAACUUGAGAACGAACAAUCAGACGACACUCCAGACCCUUCUAAGAGCUAA
This is a messenger RNA of Cyclocybe aegerita, 3291 nucleotides long. NCBI's taxonomy places the organism in Eukaryota, Fungi, Basidiomycota, Agaricomycetes, Agaricales, Hemipholiotaceae. The record is from the annotation of a GenBank genome assembly.